AUGUCACCACAAUCUUCAUUAGCUAGCAAAGACUCAAUUAAAGUAGGUAUCAUUGGUUUGAGCAUUGGCUCUGGUGUUCGUUUUGUUCCACCCUGGGCUUAUGUGGCACACUAUCCUGCUUUAGCUAAAAUACCUGAAAAGUACCAAAUAUCUUCAAUCUUGAAUUCUACCUUGUCAUCUGCGGAAGCAGCUGUGAACAAUUUAUCUUUGAACACUACUAAACCUUUUGAUUCAUUGGAUAAAUUUGCCCAAUAUGAAUCAAAUGAUUUGGUGACUGUCUCUGUUAGGGUCCCUUUACAUAAACAAUUGCUACUACCAAACAUUGAAUCCAACAAGAAUAUCUUCAGUGAAUGGCCAUUGGGCGCUUCAACCAACGAAGCUGAAAGUAUUCUCAAGUUGGUCAAAGAGAAAGAUUUGAAAACGGUUAUUGGAUUACAAAAGAGAAAAGCUCCAGCAAUUUUAAAAAUCAAAGAAUUGAUUUCUUCCAAUAAAAUUGGCCGUAUCACCUCUGUCUCAUUAUCAGCUGUCUCAGAACUUGGUGGUCCAACCAGAGCUGAAAGUUUAUCAAGUUAUAUAUUUGAAUCCAAGAAUGGUGCUAAUUUUUUCACUAUUCCAUUUGGCCAUACCUUGGAUGGGUUGCUUUAUGCUGUGGGUAAGAAAGUCAAGUCUGUAAAAGCUAAUGUUCUAACUCUUUAUAAGGAACAACAAUUGGUCGAUCUUGAUUCAAAACUUGUUGGGAAAGUUGUCUCAAAGGACACAGUUGAUCACAUUUCGAUUGCUGGUCUUUUAACUGACAAUACUCCAAUUACGAUUGAAUUCAGGGGCGGAAGUAGCAGCAGAGUGGGCAAUAGGAAUCUCCAUGUUGAGAUCCAUGGAACCAAAGGAGAUAUCUUAUACGAGUCUGAUAGUGCUUUCAGUGAGUUGGCUCCAAUUGAUCUAUCGUAUUCGUACGAAGGCAGUGAUGGAGUUGUUAAAUUUGACAAUGGAAAGGACUACAAUGCCACUGUGGAUAAUGUUUUGGGAUUGUACGAGUCGUAUUACGAAUAUAAAGACACUCAGGGGUCAAGACAAGGGUUUGAGAAGGAUGGAUUUCCAACCUUUGAGGAUUCUGUGAUUUUGCACAGAUUACUUGACAGGAUUGUGGAAUCGUCCAACACUGGAAAGGAAAUUGAUGUAAAAGACAUUUACGAGUUUUGA
Molecule: messenger RNA, 1197 nt
Organism: Ascoidea rubescens DSM 1968
Lineage: Eukaryota; Fungi; Ascomycota; Saccharomycetes; Ascoideales; Ascoideaceae
Gene: GAL80
Product: transcription regulator GAL80
Exons: 1
Coding region: 1-1197 (398 amino acids)
Molecular function (GO): nucleotide binding
Source: RefSeq, a predicted model, not a curated record